Molecule: messenger RNA, 2143 nt
Organism: Chaetomium strumarium
Lineage: Eukaryota; Fungi; Ascomycota; Sordariomycetes; Sordariales; Chaetomiaceae
Product: carotenoid oxygenase
Exons: 3
Coding region: 70-1878 (602 amino acids)
Biological process (GO): carotene catabolic process
Molecular function (GO): carotenoid dioxygenase activity
Source: RefSeq, a predicted model, not a curated record
AGAUGUUUCCGAGGGGCGGAAGAUUUCACCUCGGUCACUGAGCCUGCUGCAAUCUAAUUAGGCCAUACCAUGGCGCACAUCCACGACCUCGCCGGCGAGGUAGACCUCCCAUCCAACUACGCGUCCGGCCGCCUAGCAGACCCAUCCCAGGUCCGCUUCCCACGCACUCCCGUCUUCUCCUCCAUGAACAAACCAUCCCGCUUCGAGGGGGACGUCUACGACCUCGAGGUGACGGGGACCAUCCCGCGGGACAUCGACGGCACCUUCUUCCGCGUGCAGCCGGACCACCGCUUCCCGCCGCUCUUCGAAGACGACAUCCACUUCAACGGCGACGGGUCGGUGACGGCCAUCCGCAUCUCGGGCGGCCACGCCGACCUCAAGCAGCGCUACGUGCGGACGGACCGGUAUGCGCACGAGACGCGCGCGCGGCGCAGUCUGUUUGGCCGGUACCGCAACCCCUGGACGGACAACGAGAGCGUGAAGGGGGUGAUCCGCACGGCGAGCAAUACCAAUGUCGUGUUCUGGAGGGGCGUGCUGCUGGCGAUGAAGGAGGACGGCCCGCCGUUUGCGAUGGAUCCCAUGAGUCUUGAGACGCUGGGGCGGUAUGACUUUGAGGGGCAGAUUCUCAGUCCCACGUUUACGGCGCACCCGAAGCUGGAUCCCGAGACCGGGGAGAUGGUGUGUUUUGCGUACGAGUGCGGCGGGGACGGGGCGGAUUGCAGCGUGGAUGUCGCCGUGUGGACGAUUGACCGCGACGGGAGGAAGACGGAGGAGUGCUGGUACAAGGCCCCAUUUGCGGGCAUGAUCCAUGACUGUGGGAUUAGUGAGAACUAUGUCGUGCUGGCGCUCACGCCGAUCAAGAUGAAUCUCGAGAGGAUGAAGAAGGGCGGGAACAAGUUUGCGUGGGAUCCGAAUGAGGAUCAGUGGUACGCCGUCGUGCCGAGGCGGGGCGCGAGGAGUGAGGAUAUCACCUGGUUCAGGGCUGACAAUGGUUUCCAUGGCCAUGUUGCGGGAUGCUACGAGCUGCCUUCGGGUGAGGUGGUCUUUGACCUGACCGUUGCCGACGGCAACGUCUUCUUCUUCUUCCCUCCAGACGACAAUAUCACCCCUCCUGACGGCCUGGCCAAGCGCAACCGGCUUUCGUCGCCCACGGUCCGCUGGGUGUUUGAUCCCAAGGCGAAGAAGUCGGCCAUCCGGACUGCGGAGGCCGGCGACGCGGACGUCUGGGUGGCAGACGAGCGGGUGAAGCCGGCGCUGACGUGGCUGACCAACGGCGAGUUCUCUCGCAUCGAUGACAGGUAUACCACCAAGCCGUACCGGCAUUUCUGGCAAGCCGUGGUCGACGGGACGAAGCCAUACGACUUCCAGAAGUGCGGUCCUCCGGCCGGCGGGCUGUUCAACUGCCUGGGCCACUACACCUGGUCUCAGGAGCACUAUCAUACUGCUGAGUCCGCGCAGGGCGGCCAGAAUGGCACCAACGGGGGGAGUGAACAGAAGGGAAAGUUUGGGCUCGAGGAUGUGUACUUCGCUGGGCCGACCAUGACCUUCCAGGAACCAACCUUCAUUCCGCGCGAGGGCGGCGCCGAGGGCGAAGGCUAUCUGAUCGCGCUGCUGAACCAUCUCGACCAACUGCGCAACGACGUGGUCAUCUUUGACGCGCAGCACCUGAGCAAGGGCCCGCUGGCCGUGGUCCACCUGCCGCUGAAGCUCAAGUUGGGCUUGCACGGCAACUGGGUCGACCACCGAGAUAUCGAGGCCUGGCAGCAGCGGAGGGCGGAGGGUGGGGAUGUUGGGCCGGUGCAGGUUGCGAAGGAGCCGCUGCCGUGGCAGAAGAAGCUGGCGGAGCAGGGCGAGGCUGGGGGAAGGGACACGCAGUGACCCGUUGCCUGCUGCGCACCAGCUCUCUGGAUACCUUACGUAGAGAAAGGAUACGGGGCAGAGCGCGUAAAAGACGAGUGUAAUCCAAUGUGGUACCCGGUCCUUGCCAAAGACGUUGAACAUCUCCGUCAUCUCCAUGUAACGAUUGCCCGAGUCAGUGAGAAAAAGGGUCCUUUACAACCGACAUCGCUGUAAGCCGCUAUAGAUACGGCUAGUUACUACCAGUAAGUUGUAAGAACCGGAAGACGGUGUCUUAAUCUUACGU